UCUUUGUUUCUCUAGUACAAAUAAUAUUCGAACAAGUACUUCAUAAUCGACGAUUAGUCGAUCAUGAAGUCUACCGCAGAACAUACAAAGAUGGCCGGCGUCACGGUGGUAGGGCUUAUAGUAGUAUUGUUGUCAAUGCAAGUUAUGGCUACAUCAGCACAAGAAGAUUCUACAAUGUUAGGGAUGUGUUGGCAGAGGUUGUCAAACUGUAAUGCUGCGUCGACGGCUCCGUCGAUGUGCUGUAAUGUACUCAAGGAAGAUAUACGAGAAGACAGGGAAUGUUUUUGCAACGUCAAGUCUAUUAUCAAUGCAAAUGCUACCCUUGCGAACACCAUGUCUCAGCUUCUCUUAGUUUGUGGAGUCCCAUCUUCUUAUAACACAUUAUGUCCUGGUAAUGUUAAUCUUCCAAUUCUCCAAAUCCCGUGGUCAGACAACGAAGCGCCUUCACCGACUUUACGUCGUGUGCCAUCACAAUGCCCUGCCACCUGGGAUGUGCCAUCUACACCAAUCGAUACUUCAUCAGAUGAGACCAGUUCUCUAGAUUCAACAACAUCCUCCUCAUCAAUUCGAGGGAAACUUCAUAUAAUAAUCCCUGCUGUCAUCGUUGCAUUUGUGGCCGUGUUUGUGAUCGUGACACUAGUCAUAUGCUUAUGCAUUUGCAAGAAGAAACCGAAACCAGAAAAAUCUGAAGAUGUGCAUGGACUUGUGCAAAAAUAUGAUGUCGCUCUUCCAACUCUGACUCCAUCUGUCGUUGUUCCAAUAUCGAAUGUCACAAAUGAUUCUAUCUAUGGGAAUAUGGUUUCUGGUGAAUUGCCUCAAACUCCAGCAUCAAAGAAUGAUUUUGUGACAGCUGAAUCGUUGCAAUAUGACCUAAGAACACUCCAGACAGCCACUAACAACUUCUCUGAUCAUCAAAAAAUUGGUCGCGGAGGAUUUGGUGUUGUUUAUAAGGGAACCUUGGAGGAUGGCAGAGAAAUAGCUGUGAAACGACUAUCGAACAGCUCUAGGCAAGGUGAAAAGGAAUUCAAGAAUGAGGUGGUACUGUUAGCAAAGCUUCAACAUAGAAAUUUGGUAAGACUAGUUGGAUUUUGUGUAGCUGAUAGAGAGAAGCUACUCGUAUACGAAUUCGUGCCUAACAAGAGCUUAGACUACUUCCUAUUUGAUCCUGAAAAACAAGCUCAAAUGAAUUGGUCAAUGCGCUACAAUAUUAUAAAAGGCAUUGCUCGAGGAAUGCUUUACCUCCAUGAAGACUCCCCUAUUAGAAUCAUUCACCGCGAUCUCAAAGCUGGCAAUGUCUUGCUACAUGCAGAGAUGAGCCCGAAAAUUGCUGAUUUUGGCAUGGCCAGGAUAUGUGCUUUUGAACAGACACAUAUUGAUACAAGUCGAGUUGUUGGUACUUAUGGUUACAUGGCUCCUGAGUAUUUACUUCACGGACAAUUCUCCACAAAAUCAGAUGUAUACAGUUUCGGCUUGCUAGUCUUAGAAAUUGUAAGCGGACGAAGGGUCAAUAGUUUCAUCUACCAAUCUGAAGCAGGCGAAAACCUUUUGAUUUAUGCUUGGAAAUGUUAUUUGGAAGAAAGAACAUCGGAGCUCAUAGAUAAAACAAUGAGAGAUUCAUGCUCAAAUGACGAAGUCAUGAAAUGCGUGAAUUUAGGCCUAAUGUGUGUUCAAGAGGACGUUACUAGGAGGCCUACGAUAGACAUAAUAGGUCACAUACUCAGCUCUAAGCCUAGCGAUGUUGUGACUAAGGCUCCUUCAAUGCCUCAACCCCCAGCGUUCUUGUACAGCAGCAGUUCAGACCUAUCGACGACAAGAAGCAACACUAGUUCAUUGCCAUCUACAGCAACAAGAAGUGACUCAUAUUCACUAACUGAAACUAAUAGGAAGUUCACUGACUUUGGAUCUUAAAUGAUGAAACAAUUAAUUUUCAUUUCCCCUGUUUUUGAACAUAUACAAAGGCCUCUUUGUUAAGUACAGAGUAUGCACUCUUCACUUCAAUGUUAUAUCC
Molecule: messenger RNA, 2008 nt
Organism: Chenopodium quinoa (quinoa)
Lineage: Eukaryota; Viridiplantae; Streptophyta; Magnoliopsida; Caryophyllales; Amaranthaceae
Product: cysteine-rich receptor-like protein kinase 10
Exons: 10
Coding region: 64-1908 (614 amino acids)
Biological process (GO): protein phosphorylation
Molecular function (GO): protein kinase activity; ATP binding
Source: RefSeq, a predicted model, not a curated record